Molecule: messenger RNA, 1375 nt
Organism: Erigeron canadensis
Lineage: Eukaryota; Viridiplantae; Streptophyta; Magnoliopsida; Asterales; Asteraceae
Product: cytochrome P450 711A1-like
Exons: 4
Coding region: 16-1350 (444 amino acids)
Molecular function (GO): heme binding; monooxygenase activity; oxidoreductase activity, acting on paired donors, with incorporation or reduction of molecular oxygen
Source: RefSeq, a predicted model, not a curated record
UUUUUCAGGUUUCACAUGGGAAGACGACCAUUGGUAAUUGUGGGUGAUGCAGAGCUAUGCAGGGAAGUUGGAAUCAAAAAGUUCAAGCAGAUAGGCAAUAGAACCGUGCCUUCUCCCAUAUUGGCUUCCCCUAUUCAUCAAAAAACUCUCUUUUGGACAAAGGAUCAAAGAUGGUCAAGUAUGAGAAACACCAUAGUUUCAAUGUACCAGCCAACACAUUUGGCAACAUUAGUGCCAAUGAUGCAAUCUUAUAUUGAGGCCAUUGCUGAAAAUAUUCGAGAGGAUGAAGACAUAAACUUUAAAGAACUGGCACUAAAAAUUUCUACGGACGUGAUUGGAAAAGCCGCUUUUGGUACCGACUUUGGCCUAUGUCGUCAACAACCCGACCAACAUCAGCAGCAGCAGCAGGAGGACGCCAACUUGUUUAUCAAGCAGCACGUAUACUCCACUUCGAUGCUCAAAAUGACCUUGUCGGGUUCCAUGUCAAUCCUGUUAGGCCUCAUUCUCCCGAUACUCCAACAGCCCUGUCGUCGCAUAUUUGUGAACAUCCCGUGGACCACGGACUGGAAACUUCACCGGACAAACAAAAGCUUGACCAAUACACUCGAAAGGAUUGUGGACAACAAGAUGCGAGACAAAGAAAGAGGAUCAAGUGAUUUCUUGUCAUUAAUAUUAAAUGCAAGAGAAGCAAAUACAAUUUCAAGUCAGUUAUUCACACCAGACUACAUCAGGGCCCUAACGUACGAGCACUUCCUUGCUGGAUCAACGACGACAUCGUUCACAAUAUCCUGUGCUGUUUAUCUGAUUUCUGGGCAUCCAGAAGUCGAGCGAAAGUUGCUUGAAGAGAUAGAUGCAUUCGGUCCGCGUGACCAGGUUCCAACAGCCGAUGAUCUUCAAUCAAGAUUUCCAUAUCUUGAUCAGGUGGUCAAAGAAACAAUGAGGUUUUACAUAGCUUCUCCUUUAGUAGCAAGGGAAGCAUCAACAGACAUAGAGAUUGGAGGUUAUUUUCUCCGAAAGGGGACAGCAGUAUGGUUUUCACCCGGAGUUUUAUCAAAGGAUCCCAAAAAUUUCCCCGAGCCAGAAAAGUUCAAGCCAGAGAGAUUUGACCCGAAUGGUGAUGAAGAAAAACAGAGGCAUCCUUACGCGCACAUACCCUUCGGGCUUGGACCCCGAGCAUGCAUUGGUCAGAAGUUCACUUUGCAAGAGAUAAAGCUAACAUUGAUCCAUCUAUACAGGAACUACGUGUUUCGACGCUCCCCAAACAUGAAAAUCCCUGUGGAAUUUGAGUAUGGCUUAGUUGUUUCCUUCAAACAUGGGGUCAUUGUUAGAGCCAUAAAGCGAAUGUAUUAAUGCCAAUUACUAAUUUGUUUCAUCU